Molecule: messenger RNA, 6010 nt
Organism: Gadus chalcogrammus (walleye pollock)
Lineage: Eukaryota; Metazoa; Chordata; Actinopteri; Gadiformes; Gadidae
Product: B-cell receptor CD22-like
Exons: 9
Coding region: 252-1769 (505 amino acids)
Source: RefSeq, a predicted model, not a curated record
AAGGGACCGUUCACUGUGGUCUACAAAUUUGAAUCCAUAAAGAGGAAAGAAGUCUUUCAAAUUAUUUUGGGUUGUUCAGCCAGCUUUAAGAUGACCUGGAACCCCAGCCUUGUUUUCAGAACAGCUUUCUCCUCUAAAGUAAGAUGUUGUAUAUUAUUUUCUUUUAUGCAUACAAAAGUUAAUUCAAAAAGUUUGCCUGGUGUGUUUAAAUAUCUCCAAGAACAAGAAAGUGAGAAAGGAGAGGACUCACUAUGAAUUUAAGAUCAGAAGCAAGAGGAUUUCUAGCUCUCCUUUUGUCAAUACCAGCACUUCAUGGUGAUGGUGACUGGAGUGUUACUUACUCAUCUAGUAAUGUCUGCGCUUUAAGAGGAGCAAUGGUUUACCUCCGCAGUUAUGUACAGUACCAGCCUACCACAGAUAAUACACUGUGGUUUACGAAAGUAUCCAACAAGCAGCUAGUUGAUCUAGAACACAAUGCAGACUAUACAGGUCGUGUUGAGUCCAGCUGUAGUGAGGACAGAUGUACCCGGUCCAGAUGUCAUGGAACAUGUACCCUGAGAAUCAACGACCUGAGACAGAGUGACUCUGCUGUCUACAAGGUUAGGUUCACAACAAACCAACCAGGUGGGGAAUAUACUGGUGACCCUGGAGUGACGUUAUCUGUAACAGACCUCCAGGUGAAGGUGUCCUUUCCUUACCCAACUGAUCCUACCAGGGCAGAGCUGGAGUGUCACAGUAUGUGUGAUCUAGCUAGUGACACUCCCUACAUCUGGUUCAGAAAUGGACAUAAUGUAGGACAGGGAGUGAAAUACAGGGUCUACAUUCAGUCUGGAGACUGCUUCUCAUGUGCCGUUGAAGGAUCCGAUCUCCGAUCUCCUUCAGUGUACGCUCCGAAGACCCCCUCAUUGACUGUGAGUCCCUCUGCUGAAAUAGGGGAGGGCAUUUCAGUGACUCUGAGCUGCAGCAGUGAUGCAAACCCCGCAGCUAACUACACCUGGUUCAAGAACAACCAGCCUCUGCUCUGGGAAACAAAUCAACCUCAUACCUUCCCCUCGGUCCGCCCUGAAGACGGAGGAACAUACCUCUGUCACGCAGAGAACCAAUAUGGACAUAUGAGCUCUCAUUCGCUAUUCUUUGAUGUCCAGUAUGCUCCAAAGACCCCCUCAGUGACCCGGUUUCCAACUGGUGAAAUGGAGGUUGGCAGAUCAGUGACACUAAGCUGCAGCAGUGAUGCCAACCCAGCAGCUAACUAUACCUGGUUCAAGGAACAUCAAGACUCAGUGAAGGAAUUAGGACAGAACUACACCAUCAUUAAUAUCACAUCUGAGCUUGGAGGAAACUAUUACUGCCAAGCUCAUAAUGCAAUCGGACAUCAUAAUUCCACUUUUUUGCUCAUUAAAGUGAUAUCCGUAUUAUCAGAGACAACAAUUGUAGCUGUAACAACGAUUGGUGUCUUACUGGCCACCCUACUCCUCCUCGUCUUCUGGAUGAGAAGAAAGAGGGCCUCCAGAAAAUCAUGUGGACAGGGAGAAAGGCCAGAUACCGUUGAGGAGCCACUUCCUGGUCCCGUGUAUGAAAACCUCUCAGAUUUGAACAAUCGAAUGGUUCCUGCAGCACAGAGAGAACCAAUAGAAGUGCAGGAUGACCUUCACUAUGCGAUCAUCCACCACUCUGUCUCAGAGAACCAGGAAGUGCCUCGCUGUUGGGUUGGCUCUCGUCUCCAAUCAGACCAGACAGAUGCAGUCUUUUACUCUGAGGUCAAAAAUUAAACGACCCAACGCUGUCCGUGGAGAGUGACCAGACAGAGGCGGCACAAACCUCAGGGUUGUACAGCACCUUCAAAAAGCACCCCAGAGAUUGAACCAGUUGUGGCAGAAAGAUUUAAAUAGUGGGACUAGAUAGUUUAACAGGACAAUACGCUGGCUGAAUAUCCUAUUGGACUUUAUUACCUGGACAGAAUUGAGAUUUUUAUUGUAUCAAUGUUUGAGAAGUAGGAUAAACAGUAGAUUUCAUCAUUGAAUUCCCCUGAUCUCAUUCAUUUCUUGGUUAUAUAAGUCAGAGCUUGACAAGAGAUCAAGAGAUGAAUAUGUAUAUUAAUGAUCUCAGUCAGGUCGUGGUUAUUGCAGAGAGAAGCAUGUGUGACCAGUCUGAAACUUUCAUGAGACAAAUCUGAGAAGUAUGAGCCCAAGCAGAAAUUGUAAGAUUUUAUGUCCAAUGUCUCCUCCUUGUCUGAUUAAUUUCUCUAAAAUGUGCCACCGAAGCUAUGUAUGAGAAGCUAACACAACAGAUAUUUGAGAACCAAUUUAAUUAUUAUUACAUUAUUUGACUUUAUGUAGCAAUGUCUGUUUGUUCUGCCCCCACAAUUUGUUUUUGCUCUAGACGUCUAGUGGUUGAUAAUGGCAUUGCAUGAGUGAGUUGUGUUUUGGCCCUUCUGUGUUACCAUGUUACCUAGUUUAAAGGGGUAGUUCGGAAUUUUGGACAUAGGGCCUGAUUCCCAAGUGAGCUUUGGCAUUCUUUAUCACUGGAGACAGUUUUCAACACAUUCAGUCCUUCUAGUUGCAGAGUUCGCUCGUGCUAGGCUAGCGCACGUCAACGGGCAAUGCUAGCCUGCUAUUAAAAACAGUGUUACCCACUCCACAGUACACCCGAGGUAAAUCAAUUAUAACGACAGACUAUAAAUUUAAAUGUCUGUUUAUAGAAUAAUGUUAGAAAUAAAACCAACCUUGCAUUGCAUUUUGAGGGAAUUGCUGGGUCACAGCAGCAGUGUUAUAUUCCUGGUAGUAGGCUCCAUGGUAGUAGGCUACGGCAGCGGCGGACUGAUACCUUGGUUACCGGCUCUAGUUUGUUUACCUGCCGCUGUCAUUGCUACAAACGCAGAGUACAGUGAACGAAGGAAUUCUAUUAGCGUAUUCAAUUAACAAGAUAUGGGCACGUUUGGAGGACUUAGCGAUGCAUCUGCUUUUGAAGACGAUUAUGACGAAUUUGUUGUAUCCAACGAACCGUACAUGUACGAGCCGGUGUUUUGAUGUCCAAGCCAGCAGCAACAAGCCACAGUUGAGUCCUUUCUGGAUCUCGCACUGGAAAUUGGUGGAAACUUUGUGGUGCCCAUCUGUAGCGUAUAUUUCUACAAUUUCUAAAAGCACACUGAACCACCAUGUUGCCUAGUCGUUCAAUUGCGCUUCUGUCCCAAGCUUCUCUGUUUAGGUUCUUGUGUCGUGAUUCGGUUACAAAACUAACCGGCGCAUAGUAAAAUUCCGCUUCUGCUGAGAAAGUAGUCCCUCGAUGAUUCAUGCGAUGCAAGGUUAGUUUUAUUUCUAACAUUAUUCUAUCAACACACGUCAAAUCAACACCCCCGAGUGUGAACCAGUAGCCCCAGCAGGAUUUAAACAAUGGGACUGAGUAAAGUGUCUCAUUUAUUCGAUUUGAGAUCAUCUAAAGGUGCUUGCACACCGCCUCGCUGCCGGAGGGUUCAGUGCGGCGGUGUGAAGGGCCAGACGUUUUCCAUAGCGGCUGCUACUGCUGCUGCUGCAGCUGCUGCCGCCUGGCGUCUGCCGCCGAACGUUUCAACAAGGGGAAAGCUGAGCGGUAGGGCAAAAUCUGUGCGUGUUCACGUGGGCGGCAACCGUUUCCUGGUUUUCAGCCGCUUUUGUAACCGCCUCCCCUCUGCCACCCUUCCCUCAUUGAAAUGAAUGGAGGCGGUGAGUAGCCGCGCGGCGGUGUGACAGCAGCUUCAGGGAGAAGAUGAUCCUGUUAUGGCUUUCGUUGGAGCAAGCUGCACAGAAGUUUGCAGUCCAGGCCAGUGGAGCCGCUCAUGCUCAAAGAUUUGUCUCGCAAAGCUCUAUCCCAAACGUUCAAAGGACAUGCCCAUCAAAGCCUAUGUAAUCAUGACUUACCAGAGCAAUCGCUCAUUAGCAAGACCAGAGUUCUUCAGGCUGUUCAGUGUGAAGAGCAAACCAUUCCCGUACUAUCUCAGAACUUGCUCUGGCAUCAUAGAAACAUCCGGCUAGAGGGCAGAAGGAUUUGAAAUUGAGUCACUGGACGGCACAGUUCUCAUUUCACUCCCACCACUCAUUGAGUGUCAUGAGAUCCCGAAUAAUCGGUCCGAGAUUCCAACACCGAACGCUGUUCUUCAUCAGCCUCAUCUCCAUCACAUUGCCGAGCACAUUCCUGAACUGGACCCAGAGGCAGAAAUACUAUGUAUCAAUGUCUAGCCAUAGGCUACAGUGCCACCCCAUUGUAGAUAUAGGGACCUGCCUCUGUAUUCAUAGACUAUAGCUCUAAAUCUCUGUUAUCGAUUUGUCAUACCUGUUUAGGUGGCUAGGCUAACGACCGUCACCGGAGCAAGUCCGGCUGUUUUCAAAAGCAUCUGUCAUUUCAAAAGCAACAACAAGCAGAUCGCACAUAUCCUAACAACAGAACUGACAAGAGAAACUUAUAAAUCCCUUUAUUUACGGCGUUAUAUUGUGAUAUAGUGUCAAUAAAGACCAAAUAUAUAUAGCUUUACAUUUACAGCAAUACUUGCCGUGAAAUUAUAGGGAGGAGGCGGGGCGUGCUGGUGUCAUACACCAUUGUUGGGAAUGGCAUUUACCGUUCCUGAACGGCAUAUUCCAUGGUAUGUCAGUGUUCGCGGUGGCACAUGCCACAGACAUCAAUUAAUCAAUUAAUUAAUCAAUCAAUUGAUGACGUGAAUUUGAAAGUAGCCAAUCACAUUGGAUCUUGCGUGAUGCUUACAUUAUCAAUAAAAAAACUCACUUCAUCGACUUAUUCUGAUACGAUACUGUGUUGUCUCCAUCUAUGGUCAUGUUUGCCUGAGGCAGGCCUAGUCAUAACACACUUCUACAUUGAGUUGGGUUUAGGUAUGCAAUAAUAAACAGACAAAAAAUAAAAUGUUCAUCACUUCACUUCACAACAUUUUUUGUAAAAGAAUAAACCAUUAGAAUUGUGCUGUACCACACCCUGGGGACAGCAACCCUAUGAGAGGUAAGACUCAAGUUACCAGACUAGACCUAAGAGGAAACUAUGAAACACUAUGGUGCACGUAGUAUAACCACAAACAUGUUGUUGAAUGUUCUAGUCACAGUAGUUUCCUGGCAUUAACUUACAGCUGACGCUUCUGAAGAAGACUGCAGGAAGUGGUCGAAACAUGUCAGGUACAAACAAAUGAUUACUAGUCUGUUUGCAUGAACGUACAAGUAUAUAUAUUAAGUUAGACUAAAUGAACUUUUUUGUCUUAGUUCCCAGGCAUUAUGUUAAUUCUGAUGCCUUUUCUUUGUUUGUUCUUUCCAUUUAUUUGGCUCAGUUUACUGCAUGAUGAACUGGAAACGAUUAGCUUCCUCCUCAAAUUUCUAAACAAUAGAGUCUGAGCUGAUUACCCCUCAACUGUACACAAUAAAUCUAUUAUCUCUAUACUAUAGAUAAUAGACAGUCGUUGGUGUUAGUUUUAUUUCUAACAUUAUUCUAUCAACACACGUCAAAUCAACACCCCAGAGUCUACACCAACGACUGCAGAAGCACAAACACAGACAUUACAUACAUCAAGUAUUCUUUAUAUGGACAAUACCAACUCAUCAGAUCAGUUAGAGUCUGAGCUGGCCACCAGACUGGUGCAGGCGGAACUGCCUUGAUCUCAACAUCACCAAAACAAAAUAACUAAUAAAAGACUUCCGUAAGGCCCCCUCUACCUUCCCUUCGUCAUAACUAUCAAACCAAACAUCCUUCACAUUUAGCGUGCAAACCUUAUGAAAGUACAAUGCACAUUUCUCGCUAAAAAUGUUUACAUAAACACUUUUAAUGGCGUUUCUAUGUAACUAUUUCAACCCAGAAUAAAGAGUAAGAUGUCCGCCAUGUGCUUCCGUGCAAGCGUCACGCGUAGGCGGGUUGAACCAUUUUUGUGACACACAAUGAACAAGCGUCAGGUUAGGCGCGUUACUCGCAUAAUCCGACGCGCGUAACGCGUUCAGUGUGGCCGCACCAUUAGGUGCGUCGAACCAUUUUUGUGACACACAAUGAU